CCGGGUGAGUGGUGACCUUGGGUUGCAGUUUGAAAAUGGCGGCUCUACAUAGAUUUGGUUCGCUGUGUGGGAGAGGAGUAAAACCUAUCCUGUUGAGUAAAUCUGCUCUGAUUCGUCCUUUGUUGUCCACCAAUCGCACACAGCAACCGCCAUUUCUCUUGGGUUCACAGAUCCGCAUGUCUCCUGUACAUAAUGCUUCUAGUUCUGCAUCCUUCCACUGGACCUUGGAACGGAGCUUGAGUCUAGCCUUACUGGGAAUGAUUCCUGCUGCUUAUGUAUAUCCAGGUGCAGUGAUGGAUUAUUCUUUGGCAGCAGCUUUAACUUUACAUGGGCACUGGGGCCUUGGUCAGGUGGUUAUUGACUACGUCCAUGGAGAUGCGAAGGUUAAAGCAGCCAAGGCAGCCCUGUUUGUUCUCUCUGCUACCACAUUUGCCGGCCUCUGCUACUUCAACUAUCAUGACGUGGGCAUCUGUAGGGCAGUUGCCAUGCUCUGGAGUCUGUAAAUCAAAUUGAUCUCUUCAGCAAGGAUACCUUUCAUUAUAAAAUUAGCAAUUUGGAAAAUGUAACAAAUAUAAUGAGGAAGCAUUUGAUUUUGUGUCCUGUUUUUCCUCAGAAGGGUGUAAAGGCCCCCUACAUGCCACCAUUUCAUGUCAAUCUGCCACAGAGAAGUUUCUAAAGCACUUUUGGGCUCCAUUAAGCAGGAUUGUGAAUAGGUGAAGUAAUUCAAGACUAAUGUUGCAUAUUAAACUUUUAAAAUAUGACCCAGCUACCAUAUUGCUUUGCUGCAUUGUGCUCAUUACAAAGCAGGACAGCUGUGCUCAAUACGUAAUUGAGUAUUCAUUUCUCAAGAUCAGGUAAAUGCAUCGACACUCCAUAGUUUUUUUUUGAUUGUCAAAGCGUCAGUCUUUGGAAUCUCCUGAUCUUUGCAGAAGUCUAUACUAAGAUUUGUGUAAACCGAAACAGCAGGCAGUAUUUACAUAGCCAUUAUUAUUUUGUAUGUACUGUAUAAUAUAUAUGUUAUAUGUAAUUAUUCCCGGUUUUUCAAUAAACAUCCCCAAAUAUGUACA
Messenger RNA from Polypterus senegalus (gray bichir), 1067 nucleotides. RefSeq names its product succinate dehydrogenase [ubiquinone] cytochrome b small subunit, mitochondrial-like. NCBI's taxonomy places the organism in Eukaryota, Metazoa, Chordata, Cladistia, Polypteriformes, Polypteridae. The record is from RefSeq and is a predicted model, not a curated record. Gene Ontology annotation, molecular function: heme binding; ubiquinone binding. Bases 36 to 503 code for a protein of 155 amino acids. The transcript has 4 exons. Gene Ontology annotation, biological process: mitochondrial electron transport, succinate to ubiquinone; tricarboxylic acid cycle. Gene Ontology annotation, cellular component: mitochondrial envelope; membrane.